Messenger RNA from Cladocopium goreaui, 1825 nucleotides. NCBI's taxonomy places the organism in Eukaryota, Dinophyceae, Suessiales, Symbiodiniaceae. The record is from the annotation of a GenBank genome assembly.
CUCAAAGGACAACUGAAUGUAUUUCUCCGUUUUGAGGCUUAGCUGUUAAGGCUCAAAGGAGAGACUUUGGGUGGUCUCUGGGAGCCAUGCUGUUGACAAUAGCAGCGUUGGCAUGGCAGGUCGGAGCUGCUCUGGAAUGUCCCAAGCCCGUGGAGAAAGCUCCAGUGACAUUUCCACAGGAGUUGCUGAAUGACUUUUCAGAUGAGCGAAUGUUCAGUGGUUACAUCAACGUGACGGACAGGGACUUCCUGUUCUAUUGGUUUGUCGAAGCCAAAGACACGCGGAGCAACGGCAAUGCCAACCCUCCGGUCAUUCUUUGGAGCAACGGUGGACCAGGUUGCACCUCAAUGGAAGGGGCAACAACAGAAAUCGGACCUUUACUCCUCAAGGGAGUGAAGACUGGAGAUGGAUAUUCAGGACGCUUGUCCUCAAACCCCUUCGCCUGGAAUCAUCGAGCUCACAUUAUUUUUGUAGACCAACCGCGAUAUGUUGGGUAUUCCACUGGCUCCGGCCCUUUUGUCCUCUCUUCAAAAGACGCUGCUGCAGACAUAGUGCAAUUUAUCCGAGGUUGGCGAAGACUUUUCCCACAAUUUGCUAGCUCCAAGUUCGUCCUUGCCACCGAGUCAUAUGGGGGUCAUUAUGUGCCAGCCUGGGCGGAAGCCAUUCUGGAAUUCAACAGAAAGACACCAUCUGAAGAAAUUUUAGUCGCCGGUGUUGUGCUGAGCAACACAUGCAUUGAUCAACGACUUCAAGGUUUCAGUGCUUUCAAGCGCUUUGCCAGAAAGCAGUCGCUAAUUCCGUCUAGUGCUCAUCCCAGCUCUAUGGCAUCUGCGCGGUUUCAAAUUUGCAACUACAAGAAAUACAUGCCCAAUACGUACGACUAUCGGAGAACAUCCGCCGGCUCUUGCUGCGGAUGCAUGGGAUACAACUACUCUAGCUUCGACAGGUGGUUCUCUUCGGCCAACGUGCGCAGAGCACUAAAUGUUUGUGGCAAUGCGGGCGAAGCGUCCUUUGGGGGAUGCGGUGCUGGGUGCAUCACCUUCCCCAAAUCCUUCGACGCUGGCGAAACUGUAGACAAUGUGGCGAUAAUUGCAAAGCUGUUGGAGCUGAAAAUUCAAGUUUUGAUGGUCUAUGGCAUGAAGGAUACCACAUGCAACUACGAAGGCGGCUAUGCUGUGGCAUCUGCCUUGAGAUGGAAGGAAGCAGAUCUUUGGGCAAAGUCAUCCCCGAAAGACCUCUUCCUGAACGGGGCGGUAGCUGGGAAAGUACAAUCUGGCGGAGGAUUGACGUGGAUGCAGAUUGAAGAAGCAGGGCACAUGAACCCUGCAGACAAUCCUCGGGCUGCUCUCUUCGCAUUCAACAAGCUCUUUGAUGAUUUGGAUCUAACGGAGUCAUCGUCGCACAAUGGCAUCUUUCAAACCAAGGAUGAGGAUUUCAUGCCAUCCCAAAGGAUUGGCAGGCAAGAUCCCGGUACAUGGCGGAUAACGACGUUGCUGCUGGGGCUCUUUUUCACUCUAGUUCUUCUCAUUGCUGUGGGUAGCAUUGUCUGGCGAGGUUUCGUUUUGGGACAACUCGACGUUGAGUGUGUAGACAGCAGAGAGCUGACAGAUAUGCUGACACAUGCCGAAUCCGAUGCAUUUUAAAUUGUACAUUUGAUCGCGAAACAAUAGGAUUAUUGAUUUUUGAUGAUUUUUGUGCAAAGCCUGCCCCUGUUACCCUGGCUGGGGAAGGGCCACUUGAGCAGGGAGACUAGCAUUUGGCCUGCAAACGUAGUCCAAAGAUGCCAUCCUUUACCUGUUGACAUUAUGAAUUGCAAGAAGUGUUC